ACCUCCUCCAUCAUCUGCCUAUGUUAUCCAUACACCUCUUCAGACAGUGCUGAAGGUCACUCUGCACGCGUCGCCCAUUCACCGCUCCCUCCGCUACUUCACCUUGGUCACUUUCCACCAGAAAAAAGUGAGUGAAUGCGCUGCCAUACUUUAUAGUGCUGCGUCAAAAGAGGCGGAGUAGGGGAGAAAAUUCAAUUUUUUUGGGCCCGGCAUUGGGAGGUGGGAACGUGACGCACUGGAGGCAGGAGGCCACCCAUUGGCCGGGCGAGGCGUCAGUCCUGCGCGGUGCUGCAGACGGACAGGCUACUCGAUGAAUAUGGAUGAGAGCAGUGAAAAGGGUGAUGCGGCAGGGAAGACCCCCCCCUUCAAACCAAUGCAGGCUUGAACAAUGCGUGCCGUCUUUCACUGAAAACACUGAGAGCCUGCAUUAGCAUUUUCUCAGACAAUUGAGGCUCUGGCCAGCUGCAGGCAUGGCGCGGAUGCUGCUGCGGUGAAAUUUCCUUUUCUGCACCCACCGAUGAAAUAGACCUCGGCGAAAAAGGUCGUCUGGCCGCAUUCCUCAACACCACAAUCGCACCUAUGCCUAGGCUAAUGUUCAGAUCCACUUUAGAGAUUGUGCCCCGGCAUUGAUGGCGUUCUGACAGAGGACUUGAGAAGAAGCAGAUCUCAGAAUGGAGGAGGGCGAGUACUUCCUGAAGGUGCUGAUCCCCAGCUAUGCAGCCGGCUCUAUAAUUGGCAAGGGUGGACAGACCAUCGUGCAACUGCAGAAAGAGACGGGUGCCACCAUUAAGCUGUCCAAAUCCAAAGACUUCUACCCAGGAACAACAGAACGCGUCUGUCUGAUACAGGGUACGGUCGAAGCCCUCAAUGGUGUCCACAAUUUCAUUGCGGAGAAGGUUCGUGAGAUGCCCCAGAGUGCCCAGAAACCCGAACCCGUCAGCAUACUACAGCCACAGACCACCGUCAACCCUGACCGUGUCAAACAGGCCAAAUUGAUUGUGCCCAAUAGCACAGCUGGGCUGAUCAUUGGCAAGGGUGGCGCCACAGUCAAAGCAGUGAUGGAGCAGUCAGGGGCUUGGGUGCAGCUCUCACAGAAGCCAGAGGGCAUCAACCUGCAGGAGCGCGUUGUGACCAUUAGUGGGGAACCUGAGCAGAACCGCAAGGCUGUGGAAAUCAUAGUGCAGAAGAUCCAGGAGGACCCUCAGAGCAGCAGCUGCCUCAACAUCAGCUAUUCCAACGUAUCAGGCCCAGUGGCCAACUCCAACCCCACCGGCUCCCCCUACGCCAACACGGCCGAGGUGCUGCCCAACGCAGCCGCGGCAGCUGCCACUGCCUCCAGUCUUCUAGGGCAGGCCGGUCUGACAGGGAUGGGCGCCUUCCCUGCUGCUAUGUCCAGCUUCUCCGGCAAUGAUCUGCUGGCCAUCACCUCGGCUCUCAACACACUGGCCAGUUAUGGCUACAACACCAACACCCUCGGCCUGGGCCUCAACCCUGCAGCUGCUUCUGGGGUUCUCGCUGCAGUAGCAGCUAGUGCCAACCCAGCUGCUGCUGCUGCUGCUAACCUGCUAGCCUCCUAUGCUAGUGAUGCCUCCAGCAGUGCGGGCCACCCUGCUACAGGCCUCGGCGGCUUCUCCUUGGGUUCUCUAGCAGCUGCUACAGGAGCUUCCAAUGGUUAUCUAAAUGCUUCAUCCCCACUGAUGGCCUCCUCCCUCUUGGCAACAGAAAAGCUGGCGGAUGGCGCGAAGGACGUGGUUGAGAUAGCUGUUCCCGAGAAUCUGGUGGGUGCCAUUUUGGGGAAAGGAGGGAAGACGCUGGUAGAGUACCAGGAGCUAACAGGAGCCCGCAUCCAGAUCUCCAAAAAGGGAGAGUUCAUUCCUGGUACUCGGAACCGUAAAGUUACCAUAACAGGGUCGCCAGCCGCUACGCAAGCAGCGCAGUAUCUGAUCAGCCAGCGGAUCACCUACGAGCAGGGCGUGCGUGCCACCAACCCACAAAAGGUGGGCUAAAGGGAAAAUGAAGAAGAAAAAAGGAAAGGAUGAAGAAGACAGCGAUAGAAGGGAAACGAGAGGGUCACGACGAAGAGAAAAACGAAAUGUCCAAAUAUCUGUUCAAUAUUUCAGUAUCAAACGAGAGAAUCACAAAGGAGGAGGUGGGGGAGACAACCAAGAUAAGUGUGUGUGAUAUGUGAAUGUGUUUUUAGGACUGACGUCCUGAUGUUUUAUAAAAAGUUUGUGUCGAGUCCUUUUGAUGAUGGUGAUCACAGUAAGCUGAACUGGUCCACUGCCAAGCUGCAGAUUCAACAGUGUGGCCGCAGGGUUUCACUCUCCUCCAAAACCUCAUAGCUGUUUUACUUUCUUUCUUUCUUUCUUUCUUUCUUUCUUUCUUUCUUUCUUUCUUUCUUUCUUUCUUUCUUUCUUUCUUUCUUUCUUUCUUUCUUUCUUUCUUUCUUUCUUUCUUUCUUUCUUUCUUUCUUUCUUUCUUUUUUUCCUUUUGUUGUUGGGUUGAUUUUUAUCUCAGUUGCAAACCUCAGCUCCCAGUGACAAGAGCUGUUUUACAAACCUUGCUCAUCGUGGAGCAGAGGUCAUGUGACACUGAGGUCAUCUCAGUCAGAAAUUGAGCAACCUGAGUAUCAUUUCUUUAAAGAAAUCACACUGUAUCUAUUUUGCCAUGUUUUGGAUUCUGGCUCACACCAUAGUUAAACUCUCUAAAUUUGGGUAUUUUAUUCUUUCAUCCUUUAUUUAUUGAUAUGGUCUCAUUCAAACACAAAUAGAUUAUUUAAACCUGUGAACACAGGUUGAUAUGAAUGUAAAAACAAUAUUAGCCUAUUGCUAUUUUUUAUUUACAGGGAUCAAAACUAUUGUGUUGCAGUGAAAGAAAUGUAACUCAAACCCAGUCUGAACUUCACUUUUGCUGUCUGCAAGGAUAGUUCAGGGGUUGAAUAAUCAAUGUGAGAGGAUAGAGGAGACACACAGGAAUGUAUAAUAUAUUUUACAUGAACACACAUGGAUGACGCUCCCACAAAUGCACAAACACUGAAACAUUUUGCAUAUUCAAAUAGACAGAAAAAUGUUUCGUUAAAGCCGUUCUUGGUGCUAUAGGAUUAGGUUUCUCUUCUUUUAAAAUCGGAAUCUCUCGGGCGACUAAUUGCUUUACAUGAUUUAAAACGUAUGGAUUUGUCAUCCAGACAUUCGUAGCCCAUUGGAUCUGACUCAGCCUUUCACCCAGUGAGGAUCCAAAAACAAUCGAUGUUAACGUUUUAUUAUGAGACGUAAACCCAGUCUUAACAUAUGAAAAUCAUCUAUACCCUUAAUGCAGGUCUUUUUAUUUUUAAUUGGCCAUACUUUGAAUUUUACCGAACAUUCUAUUAUUGCCUUAUUCACACUUGUAACUUCCUAUAAUUACGUUUGAAGCUCAGACUACCUUGAAGCAGUGUCUAACCAGUUCAGUUCACAAAGGGAACAAAGCACUACAAAAGCAUUUUGAUAAGAAAAGCUGUAUGAACCAAUAUCUGUGACCGUACAAACUUAUUGCCUUUACAUUAAGGGUACCAAAUAUCCAAGAGACGUACACUAAUGAAAGGGAAGUAAACUGACACUUGAAACAAAGGUGUGGACUCACCUUUUUUUCUGUGAGCCGUCCUUCCCAAUUUGCAUCGCGACCAUAAAUAAAAAAAUAAAUCCAGGCAGCCUGUUAUCGUUUCCAACACACGUUAAUGCUCACUAACUGAAUGAAGCGCGUAAUAAAACGUAACUAAUGUUUCGGCAUCGUUGUCUUUUAUGGGCAAUUGUUUGUCUAAUGCAGGGAGGCCGAUUGUCUAAAAGCACUCUGAGAUUACCUUGGCUUCCUUCUGUGCUGCUAUCCAUAGUGUUCAUCCUGAGUACACUGAGUCUCUGAAGACUGCACUGUGAGACAUUAAGAACAAAAUGUAAAGUGUGUUUGUCCCAGCAUUGGGAUGUGAGUAUAUUUUAAAUGUGCACAUUUAUGUCACAUACACGAGACCGACCAAUCAUAACAGAAGGGUUUUUUUCCACAAGAGCAUUUAUACUCCAGCGUCUUGUGACGUUUCUGUUUACCAGUAUCACUGCACUGCACUUCAAUUAGCGGACGUUUUCUGAUCAGCGAGACACAAGUUACUCUCACAAGGCUUUCUUGCACUGCAUUCUCCCGUCUCGAAAGGCAUCUUUCGAUUGUCCCCGUCACGCCUAGUUUUGUGAAUACAGGCCUGUGAGCGGUGGUGCUGAGGAGGUUCCAAGAAAAUCAGAAUCAUUCUCAAUUUGAAAUUUGAUUUCUUUUUCUUCUUUAUUUUGAAAAAAUGAAUGAAAAGUUUUAUUUUUCAUUUUCAUACUUCACGUUUGAAAGUUGAAACAGCUUUUCACUUUGUCUGGAAGGCUUUGCAGUCAUCCACAUAAGUACAAUCUGGCCACUAUUGAAACCAUAGCAUGAGAUGACCUAUUACUGCCCAGUGUUUUAGCAUAUAAUAAGAUACAAGCACAAAACAAGGGGGUGUUCUAUCAAUGCAACUGGACUGCUUGACUGCAGGGAGCUCUCCUCCAAAGCUCUCUGAUCAAUACUUUGUGCCAAAUACUAUUUCUCUCUGCCCCUCAUUAACUUUUCCUCUUUCUCUCAACAUUUUAUUCCCCUGCAUCUCGCUCUUCUGAAACUUAUUCCCGUGUCCUGAUCCCCUGUCUGUACUUCUUCCUACACUGUGCUCUCUCUCUCCCCCUCUUUCUCCUUCCUCCUGUCUUGUCUUCUCAUGGGCGGUGUGUCGGGUGUGCUGCUGGUGGGAGUUAUGCACUAUAGGUCAAAAGGGUGUGAAAACGUUUUUUCCUAGGAUGUAGAGUUCACAAACUGCACAGAAAACACCUGCCUCCAAACUGUGACACCCACAACCAGCAACGUUAGCUCUAACAUCCAACUCCCUCUAUAUGAAGAACAAGUAGGAUGUAGAAAGGUUUACAUCGGGAAUGGUUGCCUUUAAAGGAAGAGGAAGUGAUGUUGUUUUUUUCCAAAACAAGGCAAAUCUUUGCUGAGUAAAUAUUCAUAUGUCGGCUGGACUAACUGAGCUCGAAAUUCAGCCACUAAACAAAGCAUAGUAAGGACAGAACGCAUAAGAUAGCGAGAGGAAGGUGGGAACUUGUUUGUGACCUCAAGCUGAAACAAUGACAUCCUUUAUGCAUAUCCUCUUAUCUGAAAAUGACUAGAAUUCAUUUCUGUGGAAUACAAUAUGUCAUGUCAUAUGAUCUAUAUGUACUUUAUUGUAGCUAUUCUAGUUUGUAGUCCAAAUGCAGUCCAGCGUUGUCGAUACAAUGUGAACUAUGUUAUAUUUGUGUGGAUGAUGAGAGUGCCAACUAAGCCUGAUUAAGAUUAGCUUCGCGAUUUGUUUGUGCAUUACGAUGACUCAUCAUUGACCGGUGGUGUCCAUAUUUCUGUCAUUGAUGAUUUAGUUUGACAGUAAGAAAAUGUAAAGAAUAUUGGAAGCAAUAUAGUAGCAUGUUGUCCUGUUUUGUGUUUUAUGUCUGUUGUAUGAACCUUUGAAAUUACUAAGAUUUUGAAUGAAUAGGUUUACAUGUACUUUUUGUAAGUUAUGAAAAUGCUGCUAUUUGAUAAGUAAACUAUACAAAAUAUUUUAGUGGAAAAGAUGUCUGGUCUGUUGAUUAGAAACAUGCUCCGAAAGACUGGAGCAUAAAACGGGGUGUAUAGAAUACUAUACAGUACUGGUAAGGUAGUAAAAGUAAUAAUAGACUUCAUAGUACAACCUGUGCCAAACUAGACCUCUGCAGCUUCUGAAAUUGUAGAUGUGCGAUCAAAUGUUAGAUAUCAAUAACUUGUUUAGAAGUGCUGAUCAAGUGCCAAUCAAACACUGUCUUUUAAGUUAAGAAAAGAUAAUCAAAUACAUUACUUAAGAAAACAAAGGACAAAGACCUUUUUGUGCAUUGUUUUAUCCCAUAGGUACAUAGAGUAAGAGUUAAAGAUUGUGACUUUUAUGGAUCCAUGUUGUUUUACACUCCAUGCAUCCCUUGUGUGUUUGUUUGACCUGUGGCUUCAGUACUGCUGUGUUUUCUCACAAAUGUCUCUAUAGGCCAGCAUGGACUAAGCAUAACAUGUUAUAAGCAUUCAUAACAUAGCCAUUAACAAUCAAAAAUGUGUUUGUGGAGUUAGGUGUUAUCUUUUUGCACGUCUUCUAUUUGCAUGGUAUCAAAAAGUUAAUUAUGGAGGAUAAAAAAAAGUGUUACAAAUAUCUGCGAGGCAUCUCGCAAACAUUCAAAGACAUGAACACUGCAUGCAGUCAAAUGUAAAGCACUUGAGUUUAUUCGCCUCAUGUUAUGAAAAAAAAGUUGUUUUAUUGUUUUUUAUGUUGUGAGUUGGGAGGAAGCUCAUUAUUGUCAUGUUGGCCCAAAAAAGACACACACACACACACACACACACACACACACACACACACACACACACACACACACACACACACACACACACACACACACACACACACACACACACACAAAUAAAAUUCUCAUCACUCAUCUCUACAUGAUCAGAGAAGACAUUUCGAUUCUUAGGUGCAAUGACAAGUACUAAAAUGUGAAAACAAGCAAACGUGAAAAUGUUAUUCAGUGCAUUGGCUCCUUGUGUUUUACUUUUGUUUAACUAUAUCAGUCAUGCAUUUGUUUUACAAGCAAGAUGAACCUCAUGUAACCUGUCCCAUAGUUUACUUUAAAAUCCCAGAUCUAAUCUAUGAAUGUACCCAUUUGCUUUGUUUUAUUUUGAAAUUUUCUUUUGUAACACUUCCGGUGAAUGUUAUUGGUCUUUAGUGUAAAUUCAGGGCAGGAAUGUCAAAUACAUGUAGAGUUAAUAUCUAUAUCAAUAACAGAUUUCAGCUAUAGUCAGGUAGGCCUUGCACGGCCGUGCUCAUCAACCCGAUUAUGUUUUUAACACAACUUCCGAUUCGCUGUCAACAUUAUCUUGUUUGUUUGGUGUUGCAUAAAUGCACUUUACUGAUCAGUGGGUCAUACUUGGUGUGAAAUGAAAUGAAGAAAACUGUGUUGGCUUUCAACGCUUGAUUUGAAUUCAGUUUUUCUUGCCACUGUUUGCUGUUGCUCUUUUGUUGACUUUUUAUUUAUUUAUUCCCUGAUCCUGUUGGUUCUCAUGAAUGAUGGAAAAGGACUGGAGUCUCAGACAAAACAGUAGCACCUGUUGUCCCUUCACAUUCCCUUCAGAGAAGAUUUGCCUAUGUAACCAACUAACCAGGAGCGAUCUGUGUUUGCUUUAAGUGACAUAUUAGACAAUGCUGUUUGUUUCUCUAGGUAUUGACAAGGACUAGGGUGAAGGCACUGAGGGAUGUGAGCUCAAGGUCUGGCUGAUGGAUCAGUCAGAUCUGAGAGACAUAAUUGGCACCAGCAAAAAGAAGAUGGCCUCUCUCCCCCUCUAGAAAGGAAGGAAAUCGCAGGGGGAACAUAUUAGACUGUGACAAGGUUUGAGUCUCACGCUUUUCCGUUACAAGCCCUCGGUUUGCAUCCAAACGAACUACAGUAUCAUUCCAAAAGUGCUCAUGUUUGUUUUGAGCUGUCUGAACAUUCGCCCACCCUUUCCACAAGAAGGUGGGGACUGAAGGCCGAUCACUCCUCUCUUAAAACCUGUUCUACCUGAGUCUCGCUCUUUUGGCCCAUUCACCAUAUCACGGUUUGUGUUUCACCUGCUACCGUGUCCGCCCUUUAAGCAGAUUAAGGUGUUCCCGAAACCCUUUUGUCUGAGAAGAUAUGGGAUUCUUGCCAACCCAGACAUGAGGCCUUUUUUUCUUUUCUAUAUCUUUUUGUCUUUGACCCUCUGAACCCUCCUUGGACACAGUUACCCGUCUCCAUCCCACCAGAACUCAUCUACCUGUAUUUGUUGGAUUUUCACCACUUCUGCUGUCAAACUCUGUGAGACUGUUUCGUGGUUACCUGGACAAUUCUGCAGGGUUGAACGCUUGCUUCAGUGUGAACUAAAGAAAGCAUGCCAGUACCUUGCAAACAUUUUCAUGUCAUUGUAUAUUUUCUUUUUCGAGGUUUACUUGAUUUAACCUCUUCUUCUCUUCUUCUAAAAAAUGGACUGACAGCAUAAGAUCAUCUAUUCCACUUGAAGCAAAGUGAUGUUAUGUUGAUUGGGUGCAUCUCCUAUGCGAAUCCCGACAGUGGUUCUGUCUUUCAUUUGUGACAAGGAGAAUCUGUGAAAGUCCACAGUGUUAACUACCUAAAGGGCUUUCUAGGACAGCAUUUAUAUGUCUUUCGAACUAACAACCAAGUCCUCUGAAUGCGUUUCAAAAUUCUUUGUGUGCCAUUUUAGGAAAAACUAUGAAAGCUUUUUAUGGCAAAUAUUUGUCAGCAAGAGUGCCAAAUAAUUCCAUACUGAGCCAAAAGGCAAGCCAGCCUACAUGACUAAAUGUUAGAUCAUGGGAAUGGUUACAUCCCAUUUCCUCUCCCCUUGAAAAACAUCUCCCUUAAUUGUACAAUGUUUGAGCUCGUUUUCCAUUCUCGUUAUGCUGCCAGUCUGUUUUCUGCUUUUGUCAGAGGAACAUCUCAGAAGCAGUAUAUUUUCUAAAUGAUACACUGUUGAUUAAAAAAAAGACAACAGCUACUAUGGUGAAGGAUUGGGAGGAUUUUCACAGUGUCAUUGUUUUUCUUAUUGGUUAAUUUGAACAUUAUUCAUUAAUAGAUUUAACAGUAAUGACUAUUUAAUGUAACUGUAGUACUGUGUUUGUAAAAGAAAUUCAGUGAGUUGUGUUUUAUGACUCGUGGACUACCAGUGAAGUCAGCAUUUCAGUGUUAAUAAUUGAAUUGUUUUUUAAAGAUUAUUUUUGCGACGGCAACAAAGAGUCAUUAUAAAUGUUCAUUUUAACAUCA
Molecule: messenger RNA, 8876 nt
Organism: Betta splendens (Siamese fighting fish)
Lineage: Eukaryota; Metazoa; Chordata; Actinopteri; Anabantiformes; Osphronemidae
Gene: nova1
Product: NOVA alternative splicing regulator 1
Exons: 4
Coding region: 672-2006 (444 amino acids)
Biological process (GO): regulation of alternative mRNA splicing, via spliceosome; mRNA splicing, via spliceosome
Cellular component (GO): cytoplasm; nucleus
Molecular function (GO): mRNA binding
Source: RefSeq, a predicted model, not a curated record